AUGUGGGGCUUGACCAAUCAAAAUUUAAACAUUAUCAAACCAUUUCCUGUAUUCAAAGGUUAUAAAAAAUAUGUGCCAAUACCUCCAGGUAUGAUAUCGUUAAAACAUGGAGUCGAAGAAGUUUACAUUUGUACUCUUGUUAUUGUUGAUAACCUUCGAAAGUUGACGAACGUUAACAAAAACGAUGAAGAAGAAGAAGACAUAUAUAAGUAUGUGGCCAAGCAAGACGUGAUUGAAUUUCAAAAACUAUUGAAAGUUUUCGGUAAAGAAUAUGGUAAAAGUUGGACGGUGAUUCCAGAUGGUGAAGGUUUAUCCCAACUUGCUUUACUGGAGGCUCCAGAAUACGUUGGAAGAGCUGAUAUGAGAUACGAACUGAGUGAAAUGCCGGAUGCCGUCAAAUUGUUAUUAUACACACGUGACGUACCUGAAGGAAUUCCAAUCGAACCAAACACACUGGAAAUUUCCGAUUAUGAUUCUUCAAAGCCAACAAAAAUUAUUUGUCAUGGAUGGAUGGCGAGUUCCAAUUCAUCAGUUAUAAAAGGAAUUAAAGAUGCUUACCUGGACAAUCAAAAUGUCAACGUUAUCGGAGUGGACUGGAGCACAAUAUCAAAUGAUUAUUUUUAUCCAAAUGCAGCUGGAGCAGCUAUAACAGUUGGAAAAUAUUUAAGUUCCAUAAUUGAUUCGUGGGUAAAACAAGGAACAAUGAAAUAUAACGAUAUCCAUUUUAUUGGUCAUUCUUUGGGUGCACAUGUUAGUGGUUUUACCGGACAAUACACCAGACGAAAAUUAGGAAGAAUUUCAGGUUUAGAUCCUGCACUUCCUGGUUUUCAACUUGGUAAAGGUCCUAACGACAGAUUGGAUCCCACCGAUGCUAAUUUUGUAGAUGUGAUACAUACAGCUGCUGGUAUACUUGGAAUAAGUAUAACUGCUGGACACGUUGAUUUUUAUCCAAAUGGUGGAACUCCUUUUCAACCGGGUUGCAGCGUUAGUUGGCUACCUACUAGUACUCAGGCUUGCAGUCAUGGUAGAUCUCAUGAAUAUUUUGCUGAAUCAAUACGAGAUAAUGAUUUUAAAGCUGUUGGAUGUUCGGAUUGGGAUCAUUUUAAAAAACACAAAUGUAAAAAUAUUUUUGCAACAAUGGGAGAAUACACAUCACCAAAGGUUAGAGGAUCAUUUUAUUUAAAAACAGACAGUAGCGCACCUUUUGCUUUAGGAAUAAACGGUACACUUUAUUAA
Molecule: messenger RNA, 1236 nt
Organism: Pediculus humanus corporis (human body louse)
Lineage: Eukaryota; Metazoa; Arthropoda; Insecta; Psocodea; Pediculidae
Product: Ves G 1 allergen precursor, putative
Exons: 6
Coding region: 1-1236 (411 amino acids)
Biological process (GO): lipid metabolic process
Molecular function (GO): lipase activity
Source: RefSeq, a predicted model, not a curated record